AUGGUUGCCAACACAGAGCCCGCCAGUUACCAAGCCGCCAGUGCUUCUCUCAAGCUUGACAACCCCACAGCCAACAAGCCCCGUCAGGCCAAGCCUGCAGGUCCCCGCAAGCUCUUCUCUGAUCUCAACGCUACUUAUGGCGAUUGGCGCGAUGACCUCCAGAGAGAUGGCUACGCUGUUGUCAAGGGCGCUAUCCCUAAGGAUCGAGCUGAUCAGUAUGGAGAAGAGAUGAUGUCUUAUCUCGAGAACUUCAACGGUGGUAUGGGCUUCAAGCGCGACGACCCUAGCACUGUUAAGAACGAGACUCUGCCUGUUAUCACAGAAAAGGGCAUGAUCAUCGGCUACGGUGUUGCUCAUGAGAGCUUCACCUGGGGCAUCCGUCAAGAACCAGGCGUUGUCGAAGCCUUUGAGAAAGUCUACGACACAAAGGACCUCAUCGUUUCCUUUGACGCUAUCAACACUUCCUUCCCCAACCGCAAAGACGUCAAGCUCAACAAGCCCUGGCCCCAUCAAGAUCAAGACCCCCUCAAGCCUGGUUUCCGCUGCUUGCAAGGUCUCGUCAACAUUCUCCCCAACGGAGACAAGGACGGCGGUCUCAUCGUCUGCAAGGGCGCCCACCUACUCAGCGAAGAGUUCCAUGAGGAUUUCAAGAAUGAAGAAAACAGGAUAUGGGCUUGGACAAAGGAGUGGUACGGUUUCACCGAAGAGGGUAUGGAGUGGCUCAAGAACAAGGGCUGCGAAUGGAUCAAGAUCAACGCGGAGGCCGGCGAUCUUUUGGUCUGGGAUAGUCGCACUCCUCACUACAACGUCAGCCCUGAAGGAAACACGCCUCGUUUCUGCACUUAUACUUGCUACAUGCCAGCGGCCGAUGCUACACAGGAGGACUUGAUCAGGAAGAAGGGUGCUUUUGAGAACUUGCAGAGCACGACGCAUUGGCCUAAUGCUAUGCAUGUUGGUGGAAUUCCUGUUAUGCGCGAUGGAAAGCCUUGUCCUUAUAACACUAACAAGCCGAGAGAGGCGCCGAAGCUUACGGAGAGGGGCUUUGAGUUGACGGGUAUUCCAUACAUUGCUGCGUGA
This is a messenger RNA of Fusarium pseudograminearum CS3096, 1077 nucleotides long. RefSeq lists its product as uncharacterized. The record is from RefSeq and is a predicted model, not a curated record. Bases 1 to 1077 code for a protein of 358 amino acids. NCBI's taxonomy places the organism in Eukaryota, Fungi, Ascomycota, Sordariomycetes, Hypocreales, Nectriaceae. The transcript has 2 exons.